AUGCUCAUCGGAACGCUGUCACUCAUUGCAGGCCUUGCGGCGUCAGCCGCGGCCGGUGCCGUCCCCAAGGCCAAGGCAGACUUUAGCUGCGGUGUCCGCACGCCAACCAGGGGCCAGAUUGCGACUCAUCGCAAGCUGGCCUCGCUCGAGAGCGCUGCCCGUCUCAACGGCGUCACUGAGCGCGCCAACAUCAACGUUGACCUGUACUUUCACGUGGUUUCUGCCUCUCAAGGCGGUGUCAACUCCCUUGAUGACAGCAUAGUACAGAAGCAGGUCAAGGUCCUGAAUGACAACUAUGGCUCGGCGGGCAUCUCCUUCACCCUCCGCGACACCACCCGGACUGUGAACCAGGACUGGGCCACCAACGGCAACGAGCUGGCUAUGAAGAAGAAGCUCCACCGAGGCGACUCUAGUACCCUCAACCUGUACUUCCUCGACCGCCUCGAGGACGAUGGCUUCGGAAUCUGCACGUUCCCAGACUUUUUGUCUGAUCCCGAUGGGCCGACCCUUGACGGCUGCCUCGUCAAGGCCUCGACCGUGCCUGGUGGCCCCGAAGCCCCGUAUAACUUGGGCAAGACGGCCACGCACGAAGUCGGCCACUGGUUUGGGCUGUUGCACACCUUUGAACCGCACAGCAACGACCCCAAGGCCUCAGGUUGUGACGGACCCGGCGACUACGUGGAUGACACCCCGGCGUCGAAGAGUGCCACAAGGGGAUGCCCUACCGGUCGGGACUCCUGCCCUGCGCCGGGCCUCGAUCCCAUCCACAACUACAUGGACUACUCGGACGACGCGUGCUACUCAGAGUUCUCCAAGGGGCAGAUCACUCGCAUGCACAGUUACUGGACCAAUUACCGCAGCUGA
This is a messenger RNA of Purpureocillium lilacinum, 864 nucleotides long. RefSeq lists its product as uncharacterized. The record is from RefSeq and is a predicted model, not a curated record. NCBI's taxonomy places the organism in Eukaryota, Fungi, Ascomycota, Sordariomycetes, Hypocreales, Ophiocordycipitaceae. Gene Ontology annotation, molecular function: metallopeptidase activity.